Messenger RNA from Lathyrus sativus (Indian pea), 837 nucleotides. The record is from the annotation of a GenBank genome assembly. Lineage: Eukaryota; Viridiplantae; Streptophyta; Magnoliopsida; Fabales; Fabaceae.
AUGAGAAUCAGAUAUCUUCAUCUCAAGCGCAAGGCAUUUAGGUUGAAAAGGUUUCUGCUAAGAGUUCUAGGCAGAAAGAGAAGGCUUAUGCCGGCAAAGAAGCCUUCAUGGAUGACACCAGUAACACAUGGUUAUCAAGUGGUGGAGCAUCACAUGAUCAUAGAUGGUUCAGAUUACUCAGAUUUUGAUUCAAUAGUGGUACAAAGAGAGCAAAUGGAUCAAACAGAAUUGUGGUAUUUUGGAAUCUUUGAUCCACUAGUUGGAGACAAGGUUACCAAGUACAUGCAGUCUCAUUUCUUUUCAAAGAAGCUUCAAGAGGCUCAAAUAUGGAGAAAAAGCAAAGAAAUGAUGAAGAGAGCUUAUGUUGGUGUAAGAGCAAAGAUGAGAGAAGAGAAUAGACAUGAAGAGACAGGUAGAAUGGGUUCAGCAUCUGUUAUGGUAAUCAAUGGAGAAAAACUUGUAAUAGCUAAUAUAGGAGAUUACAGGGUUGUUGUGUGUAGAGAUGGCAUGGCUCAUCAGAAAACUGACACUUAUCAACAAUCAGCCAAAAGACAUUGGUCUCACAGAAUUUUUUCAGCAUAUGAAUCAGGAAAUGCAGUAGAUACAAGGCAUUCUAGCAGCUCAGAGCUUGUUAUCAGAAACGAAUGUAUUGAUUCUGAUACUGAAUUUUUGAUAUUAGCAAGCAAUGGCAUAUGGGAGGUGAUGAAGAACCAAGAGGCUGUGAAUCUAAUAAGUCACAUAGAAGAUCCACAAGAAGCAGCUGAAUGCUUGGCAAAAGAAGCUUUAAAUAGGAUGAGCAAAAGCAACAUCUCAUGCUUAAUCAUUCGCUUUGACUGA